UCUGCGAAAAUUUCAAACCGUCAAUAUUUAUCGUCGAUUUGCCAGUGAAAAUCCCAGUUCUUGCCCUUGUGAAACAUUGGAAAUCCACGUGCCAUAAAGCUAGGUCAUUCCGAAAUUGUAAUCCUUUCGUAUUUAAGUGAUAUUAGUGCUCAAAACUCCGAUAAACCAUGUCGACAAGGGCGCGGCGUGCCGCUACCAAGGCACCGAUCGUAAUCGAAUCCGACUCCGAGUCGGAACAGGAAGAUAGCGAUCCGGAGGGAAUCUUUUCGAGUCCUGACAUGCCGAAGAAGCCCAAAGGUCGGGUGACAAAACGUCCACGGACCGCCGGCAGCGACGAUUCCGAUUUCGACGAAAGCAAAGUGGCGGAGCUGAAACCACCUGUGAAAAGGAAAAGUGCCGCAAAGGCUGCUGAUAGUCCGGCAAAGAAGCCGAAGCCGGAGCCAAAACCGAAGGCAGUGAGGAAGCCGAGAGAGCCGAAGGCUCCCAAGGCACCGAAAGUACCCAAAGCGCCGAAAGCACCCAAAGCGCCGAAAGCACCCAAAGCUACAGGAACAAAGCGUAGUCGGAAGAAGGUUGAAGAACCGCCCGUUGGAGAAAACGCAGAAGUUAAAGAGGAAGUGAAGGAUGAGGACGUAGAAUUACUAGACGAAAAACCGGUGGAAGCGGUUCCGGAGCAAGUGAAGGUGGAACAAGAUCCAUACAAGGCCGAACCUGGCGAUGAGAUGGAUUCUAUGCCCAAGCACAAGGCCGAACCUUACGAUGAGAUCGAUUCUAGGCCCAAGUACAAGAAGCGAGUUAGCAUGUCGGUUAGAGAUCAGUGGGAAGAUUAUGAGCUUCUAGCUGAGAUGCAAAACAUUGAUCGGCAUACUGCUCGCACGAUAAUAAAGUUGUUCGACGAGGAGAAUACGAUUCCUUUUAUUUGUCGGUACCGGAAGGAACUGAUCGGAGACUUGAGCCCUGAUGAUUUGCGUGACGUUAAGCAAGCGUACAGUCAGAUUCAAUCGAUCAAAUCCAAAGCCGAUACCAUUAUCAAGAAUCUGGAGAAGGAAGAGAAGCUAACGGAAGAUAUUAAGCAAGAUCUGUUGUGCGCGAAAACCGUUGACGAGUUGGAUCACAUGUACGCACCCUUCAAACCGGCCAAUAAAGGUUCUUUGGCUGACAGGGCCAAGGCUCUUGGUUUGGAGAACAUUGCAGAAGGGAUUCUUAUAGGAAGUCUACCGACAAUUGAUUUGCCGGAACUGGUAAAACCGGAUAUUGAAGGGCUUGAAACGGUAGAAAAGGUGGAGGAAGGGAUCAAGCAUUUGAUGGCACAUAACUUUAGCAAGAAUACUGCAGUGCUGGAAGAGAUUCGAAGACUCAUUACAAAAUAUGACAUCAUGUUAAGCUCGACUCAAAUCACAAAAUCGCGCGCCGCUCGGGAGAAGGAAGAAGCAAACAAUAACUCUAAAACUGGUCUCAAACGAAUUCCCAAGAAGGUCGACGAGCACAAGUUUGAGCAUUACUUCAGCUUCAAUUGCUGUACCAAAUAUUUGCGGUCGCAUCAAAUAAUGGCUAUCAACCGGGGCGAGAACCAGAAGGUGCUCAGUAUUAAGCUACAAUUUAAGGACAAUGUGAAGGGUGAUUUGUACUGGUUCCUCAAAAGGGAGUACCUUCAGGAGGGGACGGCAUCUCGCAAGAGAACGGAGUUGUUCGAGUCGUCCUUCGACGAGGCGUUUAACAAGAAGUUGGUCCCCUUGAUGAGCCGCACCGUUCGAUCGGAUCUUACCAAACGAGCUGAGAAAGCAUCCGUCGAAGUAUUUGCCAACAAUCUGAAGCAACUGCUGCUCACAGCACCGGUGAAGGGAGAAAAGAUUAUCGGCAUCGAUCCGGGCUUCAGCAACGGCUGCAAGCUGGCCCUCAUCUCCGAGUGCGGAGAUCUGCUGGAUACGGCCACGGUUUAUCCUCACAUUGGCGGCGAGCGGUCCAAGGUAGCUCCGGGCAUUAUAGCCAACAUGAUGCGUAAGCAUGGUUGUGCUUUGAUCGCACUUGGCAACGGAACCGCUUGCAGGGAAACCGAAUCGAUGCUCUCCUACAUGAUGGACGAAGGAAUUCUGGACAAACGAUUCGUCCGGUACAGUAUUGUGCCGGAACAGGGCGCAUCGAUUUAUUCCUGCAGCGAAACUGCCAAAAAGGAAUUCCCCAAAAUGGACGUCAAUCUGAUCAGUGCAGUGUCAAUCGCCCGCCGGCUGCAGGACCCCCUGUGCGAGUACGUAAAAAUAGAACCGCGCCAUCUCGGUGUCGGAAUGUACCAGCACGACCUCAACGAAAAAUCCCUCUCGGAAACGCUAGAUGAAGUGGUGAUGGAGUGCGUGUCCUUUGUCGGUGUAGACAUCAACACAGCUUCCGUUAGUCUGCUGAGCCAUGUUUCCGGAUUGACGGCCAAACGGGCCGAACACAUCGUUUCGCAUCGCACCCGCAACGGACCAUUCCGAAGUCGAGAUCAGCUGCUGAAGGUGAAAUUCAUCGGCGACAAAACAUUCACUCAGUGCGCCGGUUUCAUACGCAUCGAACCACUAACUGCCGGCAUCCGGGAAUACAACCUACUUGACUCAACGUGGGUUCACCCGGAAAGUUAUGACCUAGCGGAAGGCAUCAUCACCAAAGCAGGUCUCUCUAACAAAGAUAUUGGUCGCACAGAUUUCAUCCUGGCAGUUCGAGAUUUCGCUUAUCGUACGCCAAAAAAUUCGUUGCCGGGCAUGUUCGGCCACCCGAUAGAGCGAAUCGAGUGCGUUCUGUCGGCGCUGCAACGGGAGCUGCUAAGAGAUUAUCGAGCUGACAUCAACAAACCACCAAUGUUCAAAAAGGGGCUCACCUCCAUGGCAGACCUGGCAGAGGGAACCGUUCUCACCGGAGCGGUGAACAAUGUCACCGAUUUCGGCGCGUUUGUCGAUAUCGGCGUGGAAACCAAUGGACUAAUUCAUCGCAGCAAGAUGAACGGGAUGCGCGUCAACAUCGGCGAUCAAGUGGAGGUGACGGUGAUCUCGAUCGACGUGGGCAAAGGUCGACUGGGAUUGAAGCUGGAGAAGAUUAUGUAGGACUCCUCCCCGGUAGGUACGCAUCACACUGACUCAAGGUAGUAGAUUUUAGGCAUAGAAUUCGCAUGUUGCGUAAAACCGAACAAUGAACUGUUGCAGCCUAGUGGCUUGUACUUAGUUGAUAUUUCGUUUCUUCGAAAAUCCUUGAACAACUAGUUGAAUAAUG
Molecule: messenger RNA, 3240 nt
Organism: Ochlerotatus camptorhynchus
Lineage: Eukaryota; Metazoa; Arthropoda; Insecta; Diptera; Culicidae
Exons: 5
Coding region: 168-3074 (968 amino acids)
Biological process (GO): translation; nucleobase-containing compound metabolic process
Molecular function (GO): structural constituent of ribosome; mRNA binding
Source: RefSeq, a predicted model, not a curated record